Mytilinidion resinicola is the source of this 429-nucleotide messenger RNA. RefSeq lists its product as uncharacterized. Bases 1 to 429 code for a protein of 142 amino acids. The record is from RefSeq and is a predicted model, not a curated record. The transcript has a single exon. Gene Ontology annotation, molecular function: protein binding. Lineage: Eukaryota; Fungi; Ascomycota; Dothideomycetes; Mytilinidiales; Mytilinidiaceae.
AUGACCCACAGCCCGCUCUACCAGCUCCCACUGGAACUGCUCUUCCUAGUCUCAGAAUACCUAUCCCCACCGGCACUCCUUGUCCUCCGCUUGACGUGCACGCGCUUCUCCAUCCUUUUCAAACUACCUGAAAAAAGGCUCUGGAGCCUUAGCGACAAGCAUGAAGUCAAGACUGUCUUACAUCACGAGCAGUAUAAAUACCUCUGCAAAGCGGAGCAUCAACGCCGCAUCCACCUCCUCCACUACAAUUAUGUCUGCAGCCACUGCAAAGACACGCACCUCACCCGCGCCUUCCUCGCCCGCCCAACUCGCCCAGGCCCCCAAGAGCCAUAUCUGUCUCGCGGCCCAAGCCAUCUGUGGGACAUCGCAGCACACGGCCUGGUCCCGAUAUUUCCUCGUCCGGGUACCAGCUGGAGCCUUGGAUCAUAA